CGUGUGGUUGUUUUUUUCCUUUCUGUACGAGUGUAAUUUUUAUUAGAGGCGAGUGUUUGCAAAUUUUCCUUGGGACGAUAAAUAACGGAUCGACUGGGAUUUUAUUCCAAAAAAACCUACGAAAUAACUAAACAUGGCCUCUUUAAUAUUGCUGCGUAAUGGCCAGAUAGCAAAGCAACAGAGCAGCGCUGCAUUGAGCGUACUCUUUGUGCGCCAUGCUUCGAACUCCUCCGAAGGUCCUCGUCCACUAAAAAGCACCAAUGUCAGCACCAUGCGUCGUGGUACCGGCGGACGCAGCAGCUUUAAUGGUAUUGUUGCGACUAUAUUCGGUUGUACUGGCUUCGUAGGUCGCUAUGUUUGCAACAAGCUUGGCAAAACUGGUACUCAAAUGAUAAUGCCUUAUCGUGGCGACCAUGGAGAGGCUAUUCGUCUUAAAGUGUGCGGCGAUUUGGGUCAAGUGCUGUUCCAAUUUUAUGAUUUAAGAGACGAAAAAGCGAUACGCGAUGCUGUGAAGUACUCAAAUGUAGUUAUCAACUUAGUUGGUCGUGAAUUCGAGACUAAAAAUUUUAAAUUCAAUGAUGUGCAUGUGGAAGGUGCACGUCGCAUUGCUAGAAUCAGCAAAGAAGCUGGUGUAGAACGUUUGAUUCACCUGUCUGCUUUGAACGCUAGUCCCGAACCAAUGAGCUUUGUGCUUGAGGGUGGCAGCAACUUUUUGAAGAGCAAAUACUACGGUGAAUGUGCUGUUCGCGAUGAAUUCCCAGAGGCCACCAUUAUUAGGCCAGCUGACAUUUAUGGCUCUGAAGAUCGUUUCCUACGAUACUACGCCCACAUUUGGCGUCGCCAGUUCCGUGCCAUGCCACUCUGGUUUGCUGGCGAACGCACUGUAAAACAACCAGUUUUUGUGUCGGAUGUUGCACAAGCGAUUGUAAAUUGCGCUAAGGAUCCUGAUACUGCUGGUCAGGUUUAUCAAGCUGUUGGACCAAAACGUUACCAGUUGAGCGAAUUAAUUGACUGGUUCCACCGUGUAAUGCGCAAAGAUGAAAAAUGGUGGGGAUACCGUCGUUAUGACAUGCGUUGGGAUCCAACCUUCCUAUUGAAAGCCAAGUUCACUGAGCUUAUCUGUCCUGGACAACCUAUUGGUGAGCUACAUAUGGAACGUAUCGAGCGCGAAUGCAUUACCGAUGUUGUUCGGUCCGACAUACCAUGCUUGGAGGAUUUGGGUGUACAAUUGACCUCCAUGGAAGAGCAAGUACCAUGGGAAUUACGACCAUACCGUGCUGCACAAUAUUAUGAUGCCGAAUUGGGAGAGUGGGAGGAACCGGCUCCACCAAAACCGAUAGAACAUCGGGAAGAACUACGUAUGUUUGCAUAAAACUACUAUAAUGGCAACAACGCUAACAACAACAGGCAACCAAACAAUGAACAACACUCAUCAUAUAAAAGUUGGUGGCGUUGGUGGCCAAACAGCGACUUGAAAAAGAAACAUUUACACCUACGCGAAUUGCUCUUCGUUGUACUUGUUGUGCGUUCUUUGUGGUAUGGAGUUACAUCUAGUGAAUUUUGGUCGAUUAUGAAUGGUGUAGAAGUUGAUAAUAAAAAUUUAAAAAACAAAUAAAUGUAAUUUGGUUAAUGAACCGCUAUUAAAAAUUAAGA
Molecule: messenger RNA, 1653 nt
Organism: Bactrocera tryoni
Lineage: Eukaryota; Metazoa; Arthropoda; Insecta; Diptera; Tephritidae
Gene: ND-39
Product: NADH dehydrogenase [ubiquinone] 1 alpha subcomplex subunit 9, mitochondrial
Exons: 4
Coding region: 134-1372 (412 amino acids)
Cellular component (GO): mitochondrion
Molecular function (GO): protein-containing complex binding
Source: RefSeq, a predicted model, not a curated record